Messenger RNA from Ictalurus furcatus (blue catfish), 3083 nucleotides. RefSeq lists its product as uncharacterized. The record is from RefSeq and is a predicted model, not a curated record. Bases 97 to 2883 code for a protein of 928 amino acids. The transcript has 10 exons. Lineage: Eukaryota; Metazoa; Chordata; Actinopteri; Siluriformes; Ictaluridae.
GACAUCACUGUGACGUCAUGAUGUCAAUAAAACGUUCUGCUCAGCUGAUGUGGUCUUUAGUUUCUACAGAGAGAUCACUGAGAGAUUUGUUUCUGCAUGACGGAACGAUUUUCAAAAAUGAGGAGGAAUCACAAAGAGACACUUCAAGCUGCACAUGGGGAAAAUAGCAUGGGCACUACGGCAAAGCAGAACAUCCGCUCACCUGUCAUUAACACAACCAGAAAGAAAUCAAUCGACCCCAUAAAGACCAUAGAAGGAUUUGGACAAGGAGGUGAUGGACCUGCAGCAAAGAGCCCUGGGAAACCACAACUUCUUCCCAGAACGCCCAGAAUGGAUCCGAUUGGUCUUCCCCCAUUCAGAGCACUGAUGCGCAGGGAAAAGGUACGCGAAACAUCUGGCAACCCUCAGGCACAUGGGGAAAAUAGAAUGUGCACUGCGGCAAAGCAGAACAUCCGCUCACCUGUCAUUAACACAACCAGAAAAAAAUCAGUCGACCCCAUAAAGACCAUAAAAGUAUUUGGACAAGCAGGUGAUGGACCUGCAGCAAAGAGCCCUGGGAAACCAAAACUUCUUCCCAGAACACCAAGAAUGGAUCCGAUUGGUCUAACCCCAUUCAGAGCACUGAUGUGCAGGGAAAAGUUAAGCAAAACAUCCGGCAGUCCUCAGGUACUUACAGGUACUACAGAAGUAAAGAGUAAGUCUCUUGAGGCUACAAUUGAGGUAGAACCUCAAUUAAGAACCACGAUUACUGAUGCAGUCCUGGAUUGCAUAACCUCUACAUCAUUCAAGAAUCAGCUCACUCAGCGCAUUGUGGGUGAGAUUGAUGAUAUACUAGCAAAAGCCGUGUCCCAAGUUCAUGAGCAACAGCAUGCCUUGAGAUUCGGUACAGCAGGAGGUAAGAUAAACAACAUCUCCCAGGAACAACAAUCAAGCAACAAUGUUUUCAUGCUUGGCUUCAGUGAUUCUGUGGCAUCUGUGAUUGGUUAUGCACUGAUAGAAGUUAGAGAAGACGUGAAAAAAACUUUUAGUAGCCAGUCACACAAAUUUCAGACAGCCUCACCAACGGCAUGUGAUUCUGUAACAGAAAUAGUGGACAGUGUCUUUGAAGGCAUGCUUGAUUCCUUGAUUCCUCAACUGAAACCAGAUGUUUGCACUGAAAGGGAUCCUAGCAUGAUUGCUUCUCUUCAUAGUCAUGAGUUUGAUACCGUGUCUGAUAGUAUCCUUCCCAGCACUGACUCAGAUUUCAACCAGAGUCCAGUCCAUGAGCCAAGAGGAAGUGCUGAUGAGUCUAGUGUCACAGCUCAGGACAUUGAGACAUUUGACAUUGUGAAAGAGAGAGUUGACUCCCCAAGAAGAUCUACCAAAGUCCCGUUCUCCACAGUAUUUGACCAGUCUUCUGGACCUGAAGUUAAGGCCAAAGAUGAGGUUGAGGGCAUCUUGGCUGCUUCUGGAAGCAUGAGCCACCUUGAUGGCCCUCUGACUUCAAGAGUCAAAUCUGACUCCGAUUUGGAUACAAGCGUUCUUGAGCUCAUUGCUACUUCUGCAACAGAAAAUGUUGACCACAUGUCAAGAUUUGAUGAAGUAGCAAAAGAAGGACUUGUGGCUAAAUCAGAUGUUGAGCUUGAGCAAAUCAUGGCUGCUCCUUCUGAGGAAAACACUCCUUCUGACAUUACUUCCCAAAGCCUUCAGCUGAUUGGACACCAGGAAUGUGCUAGCCCUAUCCCUUCAUCACCUUCUAGUGAUAAGCCAGCCUCCCCAAGAGGAUCUGCCAGGAGAAGUGCACGUCCUAUAAAAGCCAGCUCUUUGCCAAACAUAUUCUCUGAUAAAGAAGAUGGCAUCUUUGAACAGUCUCACCAAAAGGUAGAGAGUGAUGGCAGGCGUAGACUUUCUCUGACUGGCAUGGAAAUGGGUUCUUCUGGAAGCAGAGGUGGUCCUGAUGGCCCUCUGACUUCAAGAGUCAAAUCUGACUCCGAUUUGGAUACAAACGUUCUUGAGCUCACUGCUACUUCUGCAACAGAAAAUGUUGACCACAUGUCAAGAUCCGAUGAAGUAGCAGAAGAAGGACUUGUUGAUAAAUUAGAUGUUGAGCUUGAGCAAAUCAUGGCUGCUACUUCUGAGGAAAACACUCCUUCUGACAUUACUUCCCAAAGCCUUGAGCUGAUUGGACACCAGGAAUGUGCUAGCCCUGUCCCUUCAUCACCUUCUGGUGAUAAGCCAGCCUCCCCAAGAGGAUCUGCCCGGAGAAGUGCACGUCCUAUAAAACCCAGCUCUUUGCCAAACAUAUUCUCUGAUAAAGAAGAUGGCAUCUUUGAGCAGUCUCACCAAAAGGUAGAGAGUGAUGGCAAGAGUAGACUUUCUCAGACUGGCAUGGAAAUGGGUUCUUCUGGAAGCAGAAGCGGCCUUGAUGAGCUUCUGACUUCAAGAGUCAAAUCUGCCUUUGAUUUGGAUACAAGCGUUCUUGAGCUCACUGCUACUUCUGCAACAGAAAAUGUUGACCACAUGUCAAGAUCUGAUGAAGUAGCAGAAGAAGGGCUUGUGGCUAAAUCAGAUGUUGAGUUUGAGCAAAUCAUGGCUGCUACUUCUGCAACAGAAAAUGUUGACCACAUGUCAAGAUUUGAUGAAGUAGCAGAAGAAGGACUUGUUGCUAAAUCAGAUGUUGAGCUUGAGCAAAUCAUGGCUGCUCCUUCUGAGGAAAACACUCCUUCUGACAUUACUUCCCAAAGCUUUGAGCUGAUUGGACACCAGGAAUGUGCUAGCCCUGUCCCUUCACCACCUCCUAGUGAUAAGCCAGCCUCCCCAAGAGGAUCUGCCAGGAGAAGUGCACGUCCUUUUUGGCAAAAAUAUUCUCUGAUAAGGAAGAUGGCAUCUUUGACCAAAAAGUAGAGUGAUGGUUAGCGUAGAUAUUCUCUGACUGGCAUGGAAAUGGGUUCUUCUGGAAGCAGAAGUGGCCUUGAUGAGCCUCAGAUCAUCUGAAACAACCGAUGUUGAAGAAGCUGCAGCAAAAUCAGCUGGAUACAAAGCAGUACUAUGUUGAAAUUAUUCUGACGUAUUAAAUCAUUGCAAAUAAAUGAACCAUCCAUUCA